GACAAGUGGCACAUCUCAUUCCAGAGAAAACUGUUACCACACGCAGACACAGACUGUAACGCCUCUAUACUUGCAUUCACAUACUCACAUUGGGGCAUCCACACACAUACACACACACACACACACACACACACACACUCACUCACAGUUUUGGACUAUGGCUUCCACCACCUCGGCUGAUGUUCUACCCACAGGCGGCAGGAUCUUCACCUCUGUUCCUGACCUGUUCUUCCUCCCUGAAUUUGUGUUUGGUGGUUUGGUGUGGAUCUUGGUGGCGUCGAGCCGCGUAGUCCUACCCAACCCUCUGGGCUGGGUGAUGUUCGUCUCCGUCUUCUGCUUCGUCAUCACAACACUCUGGUUCUUCAUCUUCCUCUGUGGAGCCAAUCAGAGCAGCAUCUGGCCCUCCCUGGAUGUGGGUUAUCAUUUUGUGGCGGUAGUUUUCUACCUCAGUGCAUCAGUGGCUCUGGCUUUUGUCACCUUUACUCAUGGCGUUCUGAUAGUCAGCGAUGAACAAAUCAAAAUCUAUCGACUGGAAAUCUCUGCAGUGGUGAUGUCCUAUGUGGCCACUCUCCUCUACUUCCUCCACGCCAUCUUCUCUGCCAUCCGAUGGAAGAGGGCCUAAAAAAGAAUCACCGACCCGACUCCAAACUCACAAACAAACAACUGAACUUUAAGGCCAAAAACACAAGAGAUAAAUGUCAUUGGACAAAAUACCUUUGUACUUUUCUGUCUGUUUGUUUGUUUGUUUGUUUUUCCAUUUUACAAAUUUGCAAAUGCAAUCUUACACAUUGCGUUAUUAUCCCACAAUCUGCUUCUUUACAAGACAGACUUACAGUGCUUUGACCAGAAUGCAUCUAUUUCAGGUGGACCUGUUCAGGUUGAAAUUGUAUUUAUUUGACUGAAAUAAAGACAGAACUGUGGGCCUACUUUCACCAUUGACCAUCUCCAGUAGAGAGAUGGAUGUGUCUAUAUCUUUGGUCAAAAAAUUAUAAAUAAUCAAUUAAUAAAUCCACAGAUCUAAUAAUGCAUUUACAGGAGGGGGCAACACUUUAGAAUAUAUGUAUAUAUACAGAUAAAUAAUCAUAAAAUGACAAUGGAGAUCUAAAAAAUGUACUUGCAUUGUAGUAAGAGUCAAAUUACUGAGACAAAUUAGAAGUGUACUGAUCGCUAACCAACCCCUCCCUUAAAACAAAAUUAAACUUUAGUAGUAGUGUUGGAGUAAUAUGACAUUCUGGUUCCUAAUUUUUUAAAGUGAGUUGUCGAUAAAUCAAUACAGAUCCAACUGAUGUAAUCAAGUUUCUGAUGAGCAACAACAUCUAUGUCCUCUUAUUUCAAGCACAUCUGCACACAGCCUCCCAUCACCACCUUCACUGCAGCCCUGUCUGCCAAAAAUUAUGGUCCCAUACAGUUAGCUGCAUUCUCAUUUACGAUUUGAGGGAAACGUAUUUUAUCCCGGAAUACUUUUGCUUGUGAUAUAUCACAAAUACAUUUGUGAUCCCCUAGCAUAAAGACAUAUCAAGACAUGUUGAUCAAGAUAUCGACAUGUCCUGUAUAUCUUGUUGAGCAGAGGAAGAGUGGCUCAUUAGCUCAUUAACUUUUUACACUUUUGUCAGCUUUAGCCACCAAAACUCCAUGGUUACAGUUAGGAAAAGGUCAUGGUUGAGGUAGAAAAAGUUUAUGGUUAAGGUUAGGAAAAAGUCAUGCGGAAGUUAGGAAAAGUUUAUGGUUAAGGCAAGGGAAAAGGUCAUGGUUAGGGCAA
Myripristis murdjan (pinecone soldierfish) is the source of this 1759-nucleotide messenger RNA. RefSeq names its product myelin and lymphocyte protein-like. The record is from RefSeq and is a predicted model, not a curated record. The transcript is spliced from 4 exons. Gene Ontology annotation, molecular function: structural constituent of myelin sheath. Gene Ontology annotation, biological process: myelination. The coding region runs from base 158 to 622 and encodes 154 amino acids. NCBI's taxonomy places the organism in Eukaryota, Metazoa, Chordata, Actinopteri, Holocentriformes, Holocentridae. Gene Ontology annotation, cellular component: membrane.